AUGUGGCGGCGGACAUGGCGUGUAAUGCGGAUCGCUUCGGCCUCGGCGAGCAGGACGCCUCCAACUGCGUCAAAACCUUCCUCAUCGGAUGUGGGGAUCUCAACAUCCACCGCAGACUGCAGCCGUGACGCGGCGACGCAAAUGAGUUUGCAGGGUCUUGGCGUUGCUGCGUACUUUCGCAAUUCUGAGACGGCGAGCACCGACGAGCCCAUUGCUAUUGGCCACAUAACAGCACAAAUAUCAGAGUCCGUCUAUGCUGUCUUCUUCAAGGAGAUUGCGCUUUCACCUGUUAUUGAGGUUGGAUCACGAGUGUACGUCUCCUGCCGCAAGGAGGCCCCGACCCCAAAGGAUUCUACAGCUCCAGAUGUGUUGAAUCACUCAAACACAUCCAAUACAAGUGGCAAUGAGAUAACAGCACCAGUUAAUCUUUCGUCCCCUAAAGGGGAAGGUGUUGAGCAGCAACCAGUGGGAGGAGCAGAGGGGUCAGCCGGGGCGGCGGUAGGAGGAGGGGGAGGAGGAGGAGGAGGUGGCGGCACCACCGCUCCGGUUACUGCCGGACCCUUCUGUCCCUAUUCAAAUGGUGGUGGUACUAUAAUUGGUGGUUUGGUGGCUAAGGUUAAUGGUAAUGGAACAUUUGGUGUAUUGUUGGAUGAUGACCGGUUUGAUCUUGCGGUGCCCCGCGAAGUGAUCAUGCUCUCCGAAGGGAGGUCAAAAUUCAUCUCCAACGAGAAGUUUCAGGAAGUUUUGGAGUGGGUAAAGUCAGCGGGUGUGGACCGACGGUCUGACCAAGAGAGCACAUCAUGCAUUCUCUACCACCGUGGCUGGCGAGCGGACAAGUUGUACCUUUUAGAAAGUGCAGAUGUGCACUGCCUCUCGCACCUUAACAAAUCGGUUCGCAUGAGUGUUUUGGAGAAGUCUGAAUGGGAGCGCGACCAGCACCGUCACCGGCGUGAGGAGAUCAAGGAACGCAUGAAAGAGAAGGAGUUGCGUUAUGUCCUCACAAAGUACAGCGGCGUGUUCAGUGCAUGUGUGGCAGUACUUGGUGUUAUGUCUGUCUUUGGGUGGAACUUCAAGAACUACACGAAACAGCAGCGGUCCUACCAGCUGGCAAUCGCGGCAAACACACUUUCUCAGCGAACUGUGCGGCAUCCCAUCAAAGGGACCGUUCCACGUGAGGCCGAAGAGCAGCGGGUGCGGCAGAUACUGCGCCAACAGGACGUCACGCACCCACGAAUCAUUGUCUUCUCCGGGUUUCACGGCUGUGGCAAGAGUUCUUUGGUUCGUUCGGCCAUUCGUAAGGAGAAGAUGGCGGCUGUCCUCGUUGACAUUCGCGCGAACGAAGACCCUGUCCGCUCGAUAGUGAAAUCGUUGGGUGUACAAAAUAUCGAGGCAUGCGGUGAUUUACUUGACUUCAUUGUUGAUGCCUCAGAACGCGCCAAAAAGGCAAUGAAUGGCGUGUCGCCGUUGUUUGUAGUUAAGUUGUGCGAAGGAAGCUCGUUGAUGCGUGUUUACAAUGAGCUUGUGGCUCUUGCAUGCGACCGCAGGCUCUGCCACGUUGUGAUUGAGGUGCCCAUCGAAAGUCUGACGCUUGCGAUGACUGCCCUUCCCCGUCUGGACUUCCAUUUGAUACCUAACUUCUCCGUGGGAGAGGCCUUCCGCUACACAAACCACAUGAUCGAUCCGCUAGAAUUUCUCAACUUCGUCGAAGUCGCUGGGACCAACAGCAACGACAUUGAUGAACUUUUUGCUACGGUGCAGCACGGGAGGAUGUCGGCAAGCGCAUAUACUAAUCAGAAGCUUGUCAAGGCCAUGCGACAGUUGGAGGCUGCGUGGUCGAAGGACCCGUCUCUUCGCGAGGCCGUCAUUAAUCUCGCGAAGUUUCCUUUCGAGGCCGGACAGCGGGAGGGGUACGAUUACUCCAGCCUGCGCAGUGAGGCACUGCGGGACAUUGUUAUGUACAAUCCUGUAUCUGAUGUUUGGAUGUUUCACCAGAAAGUUUUCCACACGGCGGCUCGCUGCUGGCAAUAG
This is a messenger RNA of Trypanosoma brucei brucei TREU927, 2028 nucleotides long. RefSeq names its product tuzin. The transcript has a single exon. The record is from RefSeq and is a predicted model, not a curated record. The coding region runs from base 1 to 2028 and encodes 675 amino acids. Lineage: Eukaryota; Euglenozoa; Kinetoplastea; Trypanosomatida; Trypanosomatidae.